AUUCUAUUUUCUCUUUCUUCUUGUUUGUGUUAUUUUCUCUCUCUAGCAAACGUCAAAAAAUGUGUGGCGGAGCUGUCAUCUCCGACGUUGAUCCGAUCGUAAAACGAAGCCGGAAGCUGACCUCAGAUGAUCUCUGGAACGAGUUCGAGACCUACGAUCUUUUCGCCUGGGAUAUCAAGCCACAAUCUCUGCUCCGUACCACCAGGAACGACGACUAUACCUCGAAGCGCAAGCAAGGCAGCGAGAAACAGACUCCGAAAGCGAUGGAGAAGAAAACUAAACUCCGAAAGAACCUCUAUAGAGGGAUCCGCCGACGACCAUGGGGCAAAUGGGCGGCUGAAAUCCGAGACCCACAACAAGGGGUUCGAGUAUGGCUUGGAACAUACAACACAGCUGAAGAAGCUGCUAAAGCGUACGAUGAAGCAGCCACACGUAUCCGAGGUGAUAAGGCCAAACUCAACUUCCCUCAGCCACCACCUACGCCACCGCCUGCCACCGACUCCCACCACCCAAUAGACCAUGAACUGCCGCCACCUCCACCUGAAUUGAUGGAUGAAUACGAGUUCAAAGGACAAAUCGAGACCAUCAUCGAGUCAACUCAUCCCAUGGCGUAUGAACAAUUGCCCGCACCACAUGCAUUAAUGAUGGAUUACGGUGGUCUUCCCAACCAUCCAACGACAAACCAGUACGAACUCAGUGAACAAAUCUUGAACUUGGAGAGUUUCUUAGGUCUUGAGCAUGAGUCGACUGAGUUUGAUGGACUCGGGUGUGAGUCAGGAUCAGGUGAUCUUUGGGCCUUGGAUGAGUUCCCGGUUACCAUUUGAGCUCAAACUUUACCAUGAACUUGCUCGAUCAUUAUCUCAGUAACGCAUACUUAUAACUAGAUUAGAAAUUCUGAACCUGGGGCUUCGUACUUCUAAUGUAUGUAUAUGUAUACUAAUAAAAGUCAUAAAUCUUCGAAUGUGAC
Messenger RNA from Cynara cardunculus var. scolymus (artichoke), 967 nucleotides. RefSeq names its product ethylene-responsive transcription factor RAP2-3-like. The coding region runs from base 60 to 824 and encodes 254 amino acids. The transcript has 2 exons. The record is from RefSeq and is a predicted model, not a curated record. Gene Ontology annotation, molecular function: DNA-binding transcription factor activity; DNA binding. NCBI's taxonomy places the organism in Eukaryota, Viridiplantae, Streptophyta, Magnoliopsida, Asterales, Asteraceae. Gene Ontology annotation, biological process: ethylene-activated signaling pathway; regulation of DNA-templated transcription.